This is a messenger RNA of Linum tenue, 1236 nucleotides long. The record is from the annotation of a GenBank genome assembly. Lineage: Eukaryota; Viridiplantae; Streptophyta; Magnoliopsida; Malpighiales; Linaceae.
GCUAGAGAGCGAGCUGCGAGCAGGCGUUAUCCAUUCCCUUCAUCUUCCGAAACUCACUCUAGCGAGCCAAAGAACUGCAAAGAGGAGGAAGCAGCAGUAGCAGCAGCAUUACGACAGAGGGAAAAAUGGCAGCCCAAGCUGCACUUCAAGCCUCCAUGGCUUCUCUUUCGAUAUCCUCAAGCUCUUUCUUCGGGGACCGCCUCUCGUUUCCUUGUACCUUCUCCCCUUUAACCGUCAAGUCGCCGGAUAAGCCAUGUCUCAUUGUUGUAAAGCUAAAACGAUGGGAGCGGAAGGAGUGCAAGCCAAACAGCCUUCCCAUCUUACAUAAGAUGCAUGUCAAGGUGGGAGAUACGGUGAAAGUGAUAGCUGGAGAUGAUAAAGGGAAAGUUGGAGAAAUUAAAAAGAUCUUCAGGCACAACAGCACUGUGGUCGUGAACGAUAUCAACUUGAAGACCAAGCAUAUGAAGAGCAGAGAACAGGAUGAACCUGGCCAGAUCAUUGUGCAUAUCUUGGGACUUCUAGUUUGGCAGAAGCUCAGGCCUUGUGCAAAGAGAGAGGAUGUUUUUUUUCUUCUUCUUUUUCCUUUCCAUAUCCUGCUUUCUUUGAGACCCAACUUGACCUCCAUCUUCGCAUAUUCCAGAUUGAAGCACCCAUCCACAGCUCAAACGUAAUGCUGUACUCAAAAGAGAAGAAUGUGGCGAGCCGUGUGGGUCACAAAGUGCUGGAAGACGGGACGCGAGUCCGGUACUUGAUUAAGACAGGUGAGAUAAUCGAUACUGCAGAAAAUUGGAAGAAACUGAAGGAAGCGAGCGAGACAGCUGAAGCAGCUGCGGCUGCUUGAUGGCAUAAUUGACAUUUGGUGGUUUUCUUGUAAGGCAUGGUCUUGUGUCUCCAUUUCCUGUCUGUUGUAGUCAUUUUUUGCUGCAAGUCCUUCAUUGAUCUGUGAAAAUUUAUGAAAAGUGAAUGGGGUUCUGAGGAUUCAAACACUACAUAUAUGUAACUUGUAUCAUCUGAGUCAUUUUUCGCCCUUUUUUGAGUUCUUUCUGUCGGCGCAUUUUAGGUGCUUGGCAGAGGCCGGAGAGUCUGAUAAUGUAUUGGUAGGAAGAAGGAACCACCACAAACAAUAAUGGGUGCUUUGCAAAUGUGGUAUUGUGUAGCAAAAAUGAUAUAGGUUAUUUGAAAAUGUGGUAUUGUUUAGGUAUUUCAAAUAAUCACCCUCGAUAUUGAAACAAUCUA